This is a messenger RNA of Ostreobium quekettii, 561 nucleotides long. The record is from the annotation of a GenBank genome assembly. Lineage: Eukaryota; Viridiplantae; Chlorophyta; Ulvophyceae; Bryopsidales; Ostreobiaceae.
AUGGCCUCGAGGGGCCACAAGGCGGGCGAUGUGGGGCCGCGGGUGGCGCGCGACGGCGCCAGGCUGCUGCACUCCGGCGGGGAGGACCCGGGCUGCCAGUCGCCGGUGUCCCCCCACGCGGCCUGCGCACACGCUGGCUCGUGGGACGGCCUGUCUCAGAGGUCGAGGUUGAAAGGUAGAUCCAGGUCGACCGUGCAGCACGACUGCCGAGAAGAAGGCGCUAUGUCGAGAGAUGAGCGGGGAGGAGUUGAUAUAUUUAGCACGAGAAAUGCGUCGCAUGUUAACAACAGGUGGAGCGGGAAAGGCAGGCGAGCUGCAUGCCCGUGUAUUGCAUCUCUAUGCAUGCUUGCGUUUUUGUUUCUUUGGAUCACGAGGGAAGUCGACUGGGGAGAAGAAAGCUUCGUCACUGUUUCCGGCCAGCAGGUGAGCACUAGCAUCUUCUUGAAGAAUAAAGAGGCGCGGAAUGCUGGGAUAUUGAACAGCGUCCUCCUCCAAAGUGUAGUAGAUUUGUGCUCCGUCUGCUUGAAAGCUGUCAGAAAAUGGUACUUGUGCUGUGCAUGA